CAUGAGUCUCACAAGAAGAACUAAUAUCGCCAGGCUACUUACUGGUUGUGCAGAACAAAGUUUCUGCGGCUUGAGACAGACUAUCCCUGAAAACCACGCAUAUCUCCACAAUGCUACGAACAUGUCGAAGAUGCUGGAAUACAUCAGAGAAGUAGCCAUUAAAGUUUUUACCAAUGCGGCUAGUACUGGACCGGUAGGUACAUAACUAUAGUCUGGACGACAGGUACGUGCUCAGGAGAGGAAAGAAUCCUGUUAUAGCAGCAUUAUGAAGUGACAAUUUUUCGUUCUUCUGUAAUUUGAUGUGGCUCCCUUCCUCUAAGUUCAAGAGUCAAUUUUGUAUUUCAAUCGGUUAUAUAAGAAAAAACAUGGCAAAUAAGUUGCAAUUACUUUGGAAUCAAAAAUAAGAUUAAAAUUGCAAAACAAAUAGCUUUUUUUGUUUAUCAAAAGACUGAGUUUCAACAGCAUUUGGUUUAAUCGGAACAAAACUAUUCCAAAAAGAAUUUUUCUUUUUUCAUUUUUUUCUACAUUUUUGUCUUGUUUUAAACCCGUUCAAUUUUGACAGUUUGUUACGAACACAGCUGAUCAAUGCAUCGGCACAGAUUUGCGACUAAAAUGAGAUUCUACCUAGUUGCGAUAGUUCUUGUUUUGAUGUGUACGUUUUACCUGCUUUUCUUCGCGCCUAAACCCAAGAGCGAAGCAUACACCAUAGAAGAGGACUUCUUUAAAACCGAACACCAGGAAGAUGAACGCUCGAACGAUUGGACAAACGAGUCGUCCGCUCACGGAUUAAGCCAACAUACCAUGAAAGUUGUUCACCUGGAUUUCAAAGGUGGAGCACCAACUCUGCCAUUCCUAGGCAAACUCUUACCAAAGCUGGCAAAGGCCGGCUGCAAUGCAUUGCUUGUUGAGUAUGAGGAUAUGUUCCCUUACAACGGCAUUUUAAAGAAUGUCACCUCGAAGACCGCUUAUUCCGAAAAGGAGAUCAGAGAAAUUUUAAAAAUGGCCAAAAAUAGCAGGCUUGAUGUGAUCCCAUACCUGCAAGUCUUCGGGAAUCUAGAGUUCCUUCUAAAAGUCAAAGACUUUGCACAUCUCAGGGAGUUUCCGCCUUCGCCUUGGGUCAUUGCGACUUCUAAUCAGCAUUCACUGACAGUGAUUAAAACAAUGAUAGCACAGGUCAUGGAGGUUCAUAAAAAUGCCAAAUACAUCCAUCUUGGAGCUGGAGAAGUUGAGACCUGUCUUAAAUGUAGGCCCAAAAACCAACCGUUUCUGACAUCAUUACAAAGACAUCUAUUGGAUAUACUAGAAUGGAUGAAACAGCAAUAUCCAUAUACAACUCCAAUUAUUUGGGACUGGAUAUUUAGCAAAGAAGGGCACUAUUUUGGCAUCAACACUCAUGCAUAUUUCACUAGAAAUAUAGCCAAACAUGUGCAACCCAUGAUUUUUUCAUCAGUGGGACGUGAUUUGAACUCUUACCAAACUAGUGUUUAUGCUCUACCAUUUAGAAAGGUGUGGGUUGCAGGGGCGUUUCGAGGAUUGUCCAUUUCCCCGAGAUUGACCCCAGAUUUAAAAAAAUCUGUCGAUCUUCAAAUGUCGUGGAUGAAAAGUUUGAAAAUGAAGAAGCAUGCCCAGGUGGUCGGCUAUGUUUUAAUGGGAAACGCGAGACGGGAUCAUUUUGCAGUACUCGGCGAGCUUCUUCCACUCUCUUUGCCAAGUUUAUUUAUCAACCUUGUUUACAUCCAAACCUCGAUGAACGACGAGAACCGAGUGUUGGGAAAAUUCAAGCAAAUUUUGGAGUGCAAACACGUCCAAUUAUCAUAUGCAGUUACCAAAGAUGAAAACCAAUUGUUCAAGAGGUUUGACAGGAGAAUAACUUUAGAAGAAUGCAUAUUUCCUGGUUCUGACCUGUUCAACACAAUGCUGCAGUUUGAACUUGUUAAAAACAAAGUAGACAUUGCUGUAAAACAACUCAAAGCAAGCGGUUGGUUCACUUUCUACCACAUAGCAAAAAAUGUUUCAAAUACUUUUGUACUCAUCAAAGAAACGCCGAGGCUGUUGAGGUUGCUUCAUGAAGUGAAAUCUCUUAAACACAAUAUCCAGGUGCUUUUGUGGAAAUACACGGACACCUACUCGGCCAACGAGUGGGUCGAGCAAAACAUCUAUCCGUUAGAAAUAAUUUUAAUAGAUGUUAUCACAAACACUGAUAAACUUGUUAGGCGUAAAAUUUGGUCGCGACGACCUAUGUAAUCAAUGCUUGUACAUAGACGUUCCCAAAUAAAACUUAUUUUUGCAACCCUAG
This is a messenger RNA of Cimex lectularius (bed bug), 2296 nucleotides long. RefSeq names its product hexosaminidase D-like. NCBI's taxonomy places the organism in Eukaryota, Metazoa, Arthropoda, Insecta, Hemiptera, Cimicidae. Gene Ontology annotation, biological process: carbohydrate metabolic process. The transcript has 5 exons. The coding region runs from base 586 to 2244 and encodes 552 amino acids. Gene Ontology annotation, molecular function: hexosaminidase activity. The record is from RefSeq and is a predicted model, not a curated record.